AUGGCCUCCGCUGCACGACCGGCGCUCGCGUCGCGUCAGAACCACUCGUACUCGAACAACCUGGCCAACACAAAGCAAGCGCAGCUCGCCACAGCGUACCAGCAACUAGCGCGCGAGCUUGCUAGUGACCAGAUCAAGGUCGUUGGCGGGUACACACUCGGCAAGGUCAUUGGUGAAGGAACAUUCGGCUCUGUUCAUAUCGCGUCUCAUCGCACCUCUGGCACACGAUGCGCAAUAAAGAAGAUUCCAAAGUCGGCCACACCACAGCUUACGCGCGAGAUACACCACCACCGCCGUCUGCACCACCCACACAUUGUCCACCUCCACGAGAUUAUCGCGACCGAGACACACAUCUGGCUCGUCUCAGAGCUGUGUUCCGGUGGCGAGCUGUUUGACUACUUGGUCGAGCACGGGCGUAUGCUCGACGGCGAGGCCAGGCGACUCUUUGGCGAGCUGUGCACUGCAGUGGGCUGGCUCCACAAGCAAGGCGUUGUUCAUCGAGACCUGAAGCUGGAGAAUGUCCUCCUCGACGGCGAGCUGAGGGUCAAGCUCGGAGACCUGGGCUUUGCCCGAGAGUACCAAAAGGGCCGACUGAUGGAAACGUUCUGCGGUACAACAGGAUAUGCCAGUCCCGAGAUGCUGGCGUGCAAAAAGUACCAGGGCGUCGAAACAGAUAUUUGGUCAUUGGGCAUCAUCCUCUACACGCUCCUCUGCGGCGGACUCCCAUUUGACGAUGACGACGAGCGUGUCAUGAAGGAUCUCAUUAUCAAGGGAGAGUACGAAGAGCCAGAGUGGCUCAGCGACGAGGCCAAGUCUUUGAUUCGUGGCAUGUUGCGACAUGAGCCGGCCGACCGCUUGACCAUGGAGGAGAUUCUCACUCACCCUUGGUUUAGAAAAACAUUGUACGACAGCAUCCAAGGCGCGACCACCACCGAUGACCCACGGUCCGUUCCCCCAUCCCCAUUACCUGGCCAGUCGUUUGCAGAGCCAAAGUCCCAACUCCUCACUUCCUCAUCGGCCACGUCGUUCCCAUUUUCGCCCCGUAGCUCGUCGAGCGCUGCCAAACGCCAACCCCCGCCGCUGGACCCGAUCGCGUCGCCAGAUCCAGAAUCGGAACCUUCCGAGACAUCAUUUGAUUUCACCGACCCGAGCUUGCGCAAGCCAUCCAGUGGCGACACUUCUCCCACCACGGCCGAGAAUGAAAACGACGACGAGCACGAUAUCAAGCGGAUACACAGUGGCGACAUGUUCAGUGAGACGGAGCGCGCUCUGGAGCUUGCCCACCUGAACACGAGCGAAUCUACAAUCCGCGAAUUUACUGCCGAGCCGGCCUCAUUACGGCAGCGGAUCAGCAAGCGGUUCACUCUGAGCAGCACCAAAGAGGACGACAGCGAGGGAAGCGGGUCUGGGUCUACAAGCCGCCCGGACAAGCGGCUGAGCUCCCAAAGCUUGACUGUCAUUGACGAGCACACCCUUCCUCUUCCCGUUGCCGAGAGCUCUCGCACGCCGGUGCGAACCAAGAGGCGGUCUCUAACGUCGCAGUUGCCUCUUGAGCGCAGGACGUCGCACAACAGUGUUUCCAGCCAGUGGCAGGUUCACCUUCCCGAGGACUACCUUGCGCUGCUCAACGCCGAACGUCCGCCCCUGUUCUCGACUGCAUCAGAGAAGGUACUCCUCAACCGCCUUUCGGAUGUUGGCUUUGACACUGGCCAGCUCAUUCACUCGGUCAUGAACAAUGCCUGCGACAGCAGCAGUGCCAUGUGGUGGAUCCUGCGACUCAAGCAGAUGGAGCGUGGUGAGACGGACGACGUGGUGCAGGCCCGAAAGGCUUCCGCUGCGAGACGAAAGGAACGCGCCCAGCGCCGCGCCAAGGAACGUCGCGAGGAGGAGAACCACAACGGCGGUCAACCUGCCCCUGUGUCCAACGAGCCGUCUGGCAGCGGUCCAGCCGUCACUGUGUCUGCAGCCGACUCGCGCACCUCUCCUGGAACGUCUCGUCCCAAAACCCCGGACCCAGACUAUCCGGACACGUCGACGAGUACCUUGCAAGCUCCUCGGGUUCCACAGCAGGACGGUCGUUCACCUCCCGUGUCGCCUCGUGGACCUAGGACCCCGCUGAAUGUUGAUUACUCGCCCAGCAAGGACAACCAGCGCAAGGGUCGCUCUCCCUCGAUGAACAUGCUUCAGCGCGCCACGUCGGUUCUCGUCGGUGGUGUGAAGAAUUGGGAGCGACCAGACGAGCGCUCAGCAUCUGAGCCCCCCGAGCUACCCAAGCGCGGCGAGUCGCCCACCAAGGGGUCCAAGGCACCGGCCAAGAUGAUGAUGUCCAGGAGCGAGAGCGACUCGACGUUACUCGCGACCAUCGCUGCUGGCCCUUCGCAACCGCAGCAGCAGCAGCAACAACAACAGCGUUCGGCCGAGGGGUCGCCCACACGCAAUGGUGCUGGUUUCUCCGCCAGUCCGGCCCCGGCGAUCGACGUUCCUGGCACCACGCAAAGCGCAGACGCGACGUUGGACAGCCGUGCAGCGAAGAGCGCCAAGAAGGACAGCAUCUGGACGACGUUCCGACACCUGUUCUAUGAGGACAAGCGGCGGCGGAAGCGCGAAAUGAUGAUGCAGCCCAAGCCCGCGCCUGUCAUUCCUACGCGCGGCAUGAACGUUCGCGGUACCGGCAUGAGCCGUACCAGCACCAGCAUGCCACCAGUCCCACUGUCGCGCCGUACGUCUAUGGACGGUCGUGCAAUGUACUCGCACCGGUCGAGCAGCGUCAACUCUCGCCGUUCAUCCAUGUCCAACACGAUUGGCGACUAUACGAUCAACAUCCACGACGUGGGGCUGCACGGUAUCAACCGCCGUCUCAGUGGCCGCAGCGUACGGAGCCAACGGAGCGGAGGUAGCAUGACCCCGACCUCGGACAGGGAACAUGUCUCGCGCCCGGGCUCGUCGUUGUCGCUCCAGCGUGGCGGCUCUCGGCGGUCGUCCAUCCGUUCCCCGAGCCUGUCGCAGGACAGGUUCCGCACUGCACCCCCUUCGCCGUUGCACGACUAUCACCGCCGCGCAGCAUCGGGAUCUUCAUCUACGCGCGUCCGCCACAUCAAGGUCCUGCACGAGGCCAAGGCGCUGCGUCCCUCGUCUGUCGCGUCUAGCAUUCGGUCCAACCCGUCGUCCCGCGCCAGUUCAUUCGACCUCACGCGUGCCGAGUUUGACAGCGACUACGACACGGGCCGCGAGGGCGACUCUACGACUUCCCUGCGGAGGUUUGACGAGCGCACUGCUCUCGGGCACCUGCAAAGCAUGGCUCUGAGCGCGCAAGCCCGCACCCGGUCUCCACUUGCCCGCGGUCUUCCUGGUCCCGGACGCAAGGCGCCGCUGCGCGACGUGUUCCAGAAGAAGUCCAACGACGAGUGGGAGAGCGAGGACGACGACGGCUCGUUUGCCGGCGGACUGGGGCAGGCCAAGGGCGCGACGUACGGCUCGUCGUCCCUGGGCAACGGCAGCGGCGGCCGCGGCGCAGCGCAGCACCCGGCAUCGCGGUUCAACUCGACGGCGCCGAAACGCGGCGUCAUGUCCGCCGGGCUGGGUAUCGCGAGCGGGUUCUCCCGGAACGGCAAGGACGAGAAUAGCAAGAACGGUUCGUCUUCCAACAAGGCAGAUGCGUCUUCCUCGGGCGGCGCUGGAUCGGGAUCUGGGUCAGGUUCUGGAUCGGGGUCUGGGUCUGGAUCUGGAUCCGGGUCUGGGUCUGGCUCGGGGUCUGGCUCGGGGUCGGGGUCGUCGCGGGCCCGCCGCGGUGGCCUGCCGCCUGCGCGCAACCAGGCGCCGGUCAUCGAGGAGGAAGAGGAGGAAGAGGAGUAG
This is a messenger RNA of Apiotrichum porosum, 3852 nucleotides long. RefSeq lists its product as uncharacterized. The coding region runs from base 1 to 3852 and encodes 1283 amino acids. NCBI's taxonomy places the organism in Eukaryota, Fungi, Basidiomycota, Tremellomycetes, Trichosporonales, Trichosporonaceae. The transcript is spliced from 6 exons. Gene Ontology annotation, molecular function: protein serine/threonine kinase activity; ATP binding. Gene Ontology annotation, biological process: protein phosphorylation; intracellular signal transduction. The record is from RefSeq and is a predicted model, not a curated record. Gene Ontology annotation, cellular component: cytoplasm.